Messenger RNA from Vicia villosa (hairy vetch), 1293 nucleotides. RefSeq lists its product as uncharacterized. Lineage: Eukaryota; Viridiplantae; Streptophyta; Magnoliopsida; Fabales; Fabaceae. Gene Ontology annotation, molecular function: aspartic-type endopeptidase activity. The transcript is spliced from 2 exons. The record is from RefSeq and is a predicted model, not a curated record. The coding region runs from base 1 to 1293 and encodes 430 amino acids. Gene Ontology annotation, biological process: proteolysis.
AUGCAGAACUUUGUGAAUGGGUUGAAAUUGAAGACUAAGCAACUUAUUGAUAUAGCUGCCGGUGGCUCAACUAAUUUCUCAACAACCACUGGUAUUAAGAAGAUUAUUGAGGCUAUUGCUGCAAAUGAGCAUUUGGAGCUAUAUGAUCGUACUGUGAGUCAACCUGAAGGAAAAAUUGAUUUAAAACUAGCAAAUCAGGUUGUGAACAUGGAAGACCAAAUUAAAGCUAAAGUGGGGAGAAGAUUGAAAGGUAUGAAUUUAGGUACUCAUACGGUAGCUCAAGUUCAACCUGCUCAAGCGAUGAUAGCACAGCAGAUCACGAGCUCUCAAGCACCAGGUGCUUUACCGAGUGCAACUGUGACAAAUCCAAGAGAGCAUAAUAAUGUGAGUGCAGUAACUACAAGAAGUGGAAAAGCGACCGAAGUGCCUGAAAAGAUAGUUGAGGAAGAAGAUACACUGCUUGAAAUGGAUCUUGAAAUCUUAGAAAACAAAACACCACCUACAGAAGAAGUAGUAUUGAAGCCAGUUGUGAAGGAAAAGCCCACUGAGCCAAAGCCCAUAAUAAAGCUCCCAUUUCCACAAAGGAACAAGAAGCAGAAGCAGGACGAGAAAAACUUUCAGAAGUUUGUAGAAAUGUUCAGGAAGUUGGAAAUCAACAUCCCAUUCUCUGAGGCACUCGAGCAGAUGCCUAUUUAUGCUAAAUUCAUGAAGGACAUCAUAUCCAAGAAGCGCACCACUGACACUGACUCUGUUAUACUAACUGAAACUUGUAGUGCUAUUUUGCAGGGUAUGAAGAUUCCAGCGAAGAAGCCAGAUAGAGGCUCAGUUACUAUUCUGUGCACCAUUGGAGAUAGGUCCUUUAAAAGGGCUCUGAUUGAUUUGGGGGCUAGUGUGAGCCUUAUGCCUUUGUCCAUCUACAGGAAACUCGGGAUUGGAAGAGUUCAAGACACCAGAAUAACACUUCAAUUUGCCGAUCACUCAGUGAAGAAGCCAUUUGGGAUUGUUGAGGAUGUUCUGGUUAAAGUUGAUAAAUUUGUUUUUCCUGUUGAUUUCGUAAUUUUGGAAAUGCCGGAAGAUGAGGAGAUACCUCUGAUUAUGGGUAGACCAUUUUUAGAGACAGGUAGAUGUAUGAUAGACAUUGAGAAUGGUACCAUGACUCUUAAGGUUUAUGAUGAGGACCUGAAAAUUAAUGUGAGAAACACUAUGAAGCACAAAGAGGAUAUAGGUACAAAUCACUCAGUGGAAGUGAUUAAUCAGAUAGUAGCCGACAACAUUCAGAGUAGUUUCCCAUAA